UUCCAUUAAUUGGCAUCAAACAACACUUUACUCUUCUCGCUGACUCCACUAGCGUUUGAUCUCUGACGACGAUUUUUUUUUAAAGCUUUGUCUAUGUGCCUCUGCUCCGCGUGUCCAUGUCCAAUAGGAAAGAGGCGAAGUCUGACGCAAUCCUCGCGCGUGAAAAUCUGGCAUCUGGCUCCCCGUUGUCUCCUGUCGCUCACAUGUCUCUCGUGGUUGUGUGCUAGCAUAUUUCCUUAAUUUAUUGACGUAUUUAUUAAUUUAUUUGACGACGAUGAUGAUCGUUUCCACGAACGAGGGCAAUCCAAACGCGCUGAAACUGAUCAUCGCAGCUAAAUUGGCUCAGGAAGCCGUCACUGUUAAGAUUCUGAAGCCUCGUGAUGCUGUCCUGGGUCGUUUACCAACCCUGACUACACCCUCAGGAUUGUCUCUGUUCAGUGUCUCUGCAGCAUUACGCUUGCUGUUGCCUGAACCUAAAGAUUUGGAAGUUUCCAAUGAUAGAUGGUUGGAAUGGGAAAUUUCUCAAUUACAGCCAACCAUAUUAAGUCACGCUAAGACAUCCCAGAAAUCACGCUUGUGGUCUUUUCUACAAGAUCUCAAUAAUGAACUGAAAGACAAAAAGUACUUAAUUGAAAAAUGUAGUAAUUUAUCACCAGCAGAUAUUUCUAUUUGGGUAAGUCUCUGGAGCACCAUAUUGGUUACAGAUAUAGAUAUGGCAAAUGAUAUUACUCAGAAUUUGCCAAAUGUCAACAGCUGGUUAACUAAUAUUUAUAAUCAGUCAGUUAUCCAGCAGUCAAUUGAGGAGUCUACUAAAAUGUUUAAAUUUGAGAGAGGUGGAAAGGCUAUCGCAAGCAUCGAGGUUGCUUCUUGGUUUCCUGUCAACUCAGUCUCAAGUUCCCAAGUUCAUGAAUCAGUAUCUGCUGAUAUUAGCCCAACAAAGGAAAAAGAAGUAGAGAUCGUUAAUCAAGAAGAACUUUGUAAUGUGGCAAAAAGUUGGACCUCUGAACAUUAUCUGGAAGUUAAGGAAAGUUCAUAUCCUAUACUGCCUAAAAAAGGUGAACGAAAUAUAUUGAUAACAUCGGCUCUGCCUUAUGUUAAUAAUGUUCCGCACCUAGGAAAUAUUAUCGGCUGCGUUCUUUCGGCUGAUAUCUUUGCAAGGUAUUGCAGACAAAGAAAUUACAACACACUCUACAUAAGUGGAACCGACGAGUAUGGCACUGCAACUGAAGCAAAAGCUCUGCAAGAGAAAACUACUCCUCAGGCUAUUUGCGAUAAAUUCUUCGACAUCCACAACGAUGUUUAUCGCUGGUUCGGCAUCGGAUUCGACUAUUUCGGCCGGACUACUACACCCGAGCAAACAGAAAUUGUUCAAGCGUUCUUCUUAAAAAUUAAAUCGCAAGGCUACGUAUUGACCGAGACUGUGGAACAACUCCAUUGUGAGUUCUGCGAUCGAUUUCUCGCAGAUAGAUUUGUGGAGGGCACAUGUCCCGGAUGCAAGUACGAGGAUGCGCGCGGUGACCAGUGCGACGGUUGCGGUCAUCUCGUGAACGCGGUCGAGUUAAUAAAUCCUCGAUGUAAGAUCUGUAACACUAGACCAGUCGUGAAAAAUUCGGUACAGUUCUUCCUGGAUUUACCCAAGCUGGAAGAAAAACUGAAAGAAUAUUCCGCUACUGUAUACAAAGGAUGGUCCAACGUCGCAAAAGUCGUUUCAAAAACGUGGUUACGCGAUGGUCUUAAGCCACGUUGCAUAACUAGAGAUUUGAAAUGGGGUAUACCGGUUCCGGUAGAGGGUUUCGAAAAUAAGGUGUUUUACGUCUGGUUUGACGCCCCUUUCGGAUAUAUCAGUAUUACAAAGAGGUAUACCAAAGAAUAUAAAAAAUGGUGGCAACCUCCUCAGGAUACGAAAGUUGAUUUGUGCCAGUUUAUGGCAAAGGAUAACGUUCCGUUCCACGCGAUAAUGUUUCCCGCUUGUUUAUUAGCGGUUAAUCAAAAUUACACAUUGACGAGAAAUAUACUGGCUACUGAAUAUUUAAAUUAUGAAGAUAAAAAAUUCUCCAAGUCUAGAGGUAUCGGAGUAUUUGGAACCGAUGCUAGAGAUACCGGCAUUCCAGCUGAUGUGUGGCGAUUUUAUUUAGCCUAUAUUAGGCCCGAGACUCAAGAUUCCACUUUUAAUUGGGUGGAUUUAGCUACGAAGAACAAUAGCGAGUUACUAAAUAAUCUUGGCAAUUUUGUCAACAGAGCUCUAGUAUUCUGUGAAAAGUUCUUCGAUUCUAACGUACCACCGUUAGAAGCGGAAGAGGCUGAUUGGACAGUAUUAGCGUUGGCACAACGUGAACUGUCGUCUUACAUAAACGCGAUGGAACAAGCCAAAUUGAGAGAUGGCUUGAGACAUAUAUUGGCGAUUUCGAAACACGGCAAUCAGUACAUGCAAUUCCAGCAGCCAUGGGUAAAAAUCAAAGGAAACGACGAUGACAAGAAAAAGGCUGGUACUGUUGUUGCAAUUUGCUGUAACUUAGCUUGUCUUCUGUCCGCUCUUUUGGCUCCUUUUAUGCCCAAUGUAGCCAAACAAUUGAGAUCUCAACUAGGUUUGAGUAACAAAAAUUAUGGCUAUAUUCCCGAAAAGAUAACAAACAUGUUACCUACUUGGCACAAAAUCGGCAAGCCCAGUCCGCUGUUCACUAAGAUCGAAGAUCAAAAGAUAGAAAUGUUACGCAAAAAAUAUGCUGGACAGCAGGAGACUAAUGGCGAAGUAAUAAACAAAAGCUCCGACGAAAGUAUUGCAUCGUUAGAAGCAGCUAUUACGAAGCAAGGCAAUUUGGUAAGAGAAUUAAAAGCUAAACACGACAAGAACGUUUGGCAACCGCAGGUAGAAAUUUUAUUAGAUCUAAAAAAGAAACUAGUUGAUCUCAAAGGCAAUGUGAACACUCCUACGAAAAAAUCACCCGCGAAAAAUAAGAAGGCUGAACCAAUGCAUGUGCCCGAACAAAAUGGGGAUGCUUUAACAGACGUAGCGGCAUUAGAAUCGGCUAUCGCGAAACAGGGAAAUCUUGUGCGAGAAUUAAAGGCCAAGGAAGAUGGAAGUGUGUGGAAGCCACAGGUUGAGAUAUUGUUGAAAAUGAAACAGCGUUUGUCAGAUCUUACUGGAACAGCGCCGGUAACCGUUGACAAGAAAUCCAAGAAGAAAAAAUAAUUACUUUCCGUCGUGAUGUGAGAUUUUUUCAUACGUAAUUUAUGUCAUAUUUCGGCGCGUGCAAAACGCGACAUAAUAGUAUUCGAUCCACUAGUUUAUUUUACUUACGCGUACUGUAUCGGAAUUUAGACAGGAGGGGGGGGGGUUCGCGAAGACAUUUGUACUUUAUUUAAAUGCAUUCAUUUGCAUUACGUAUAUGUAGUAAUGAUCUGAUAAAUAAUUUACAUAAAAAUAGAGAA
This is a messenger RNA of Solenopsis invicta (red fire ant), 3429 nucleotides long. RefSeq names its product methionine--tRNA ligase, cytoplasmic (gene MetRS). Gene Ontology annotation, cellular component: cytosol; aminoacyl-tRNA synthetase multienzyme complex. The transcript has 16 exons. Lineage: Eukaryota; Metazoa; Arthropoda; Insecta; Hymenoptera; Formicidae. Gene Ontology annotation, biological process: methionyl-tRNA aminoacylation. Gene Ontology annotation, molecular function: ATP binding; methionine-tRNA ligase activity. The record is from RefSeq and is a predicted model, not a curated record. The coding region runs from base 275 to 3190 and encodes 971 amino acids.